GUUACACGUAUUACAUUAACGACCACCGGUACCACACACAUUCAUCUUCCUCCCACAGACCUGAGAAAUCAAAAGUAGUAAAACAAUGUCACUCCUUCACACCAACUGCUUCCUCAACUCACCUCAUCCCCUUCCCUUCAAACCCAGAAAGCAUCAUCAUCAUCUCCUCUCAUUUUCACCCUACUUUCUCUCUCCUCCUCCUCCUCCUCCAAUUUCUACAACAUUCCCCAAAACAACGUACCUUCCUUUUAAACCCUCGGCGUCUCUGCAGCCGGUUUCAUUUGUUGAUCAUAAUACUUCUCCUCCAUUGAUUUCAGCAACUGAUGUUGUCAGAAACUUCUAUGGCGGUGUCAACCGUCAUGAUCUUUCCUCAGUUGCGCCCUUAAUUGCGGAUGAUUGUGUUUAUGAGGAUCUUGUCUUUCUCCGUCCCUUUGUUGGUCGGAAGUCUAUCCUGGAGUUCUUCGGGAAGUUUACUGAUUAUGUCAGCACCAGUUUGCAGUUUGUGAUUGAUGCUAUCUCCGAGGAAGAUUCAUCUGCUGUUGGUGUGACAUGGCAUUUGGAAUGGAAUGGGCGCCCCUUUCCGUUUAGCAAAGGUUGCAGCUUUUAUCAAUUGAGGGUAGUAAAUGGUAUUCGACAAAUAAUUUAUGCUCGAGAUAGCGUGGAACCUGCAGUUAAACCUGGAGAAUCAGCUUUGAUUGCUAUCAGAGGUGUUACAUGGCUGCUGCAGAAAUUCCCCAAGCUUGCAGAGCGGUUAUAAAGUUAUGAUAAAUAACAGUGGGAAAUCAAUCACCGCAUGGCUUUGGGGGCCAUACUCGUAGGUUUUUGCAACUUCUUAACAGAAACAGGGAGCGAAGGUACCGAUGCAUGCUAUGAAAGCAAUUCCUUGAAUAUUGGCGAGCAUAAUAAGGUUUGCAACUGGUCAUGUAUACACGGUCAUUUUGUAUAGUUUGAAAGGGGAAAAGGAAAGAACCACGAGCUAGAAACCCCUUAUAUAUCUCCUUUGUAUAAGCAUGUUUCCUUGUAAUUAAUUUGUACGGGCAUGGUUCAUAGCCUCAUAUAGUGUAGCAGUGGAUCAAUUUUUGUUUUGUUUUGAAAGGCAAGUAGAAAAGUACAUUAAGAGUCCCUAUGUUCGUAAGAAAUCACUAUCUAAAAUUGAAAGUAACUAAGAACCAUUACAAGUGUCGGAACAUUUGUAAUUCAAUUUGCUGCAAUGCUGCUCGAUUUGCUUCUUUGUAGUA
This is a messenger RNA of Spinacia oleracea (spinach), 1238 nucleotides long. RefSeq lists its product as uncharacterized. The record is from RefSeq and is a predicted model, not a curated record. NCBI's taxonomy places the organism in Eukaryota, Viridiplantae, Streptophyta, Magnoliopsida, Caryophyllales, Amaranthaceae. The transcript has 6 exons. The coding region runs from base 86 to 757 and encodes 223 amino acids.